This is a messenger RNA of Phialemonium atrogriseum, 984 nucleotides long. RefSeq names its product ubiquitin carboxyl-terminal hydrolase. The transcript has 3 exons. Gene Ontology annotation, biological process: protein deubiquitination; ubiquitin-dependent protein catabolic process. The record is from RefSeq and is a predicted model, not a curated record. The coding region runs from base 1 to 984 and encodes 327 amino acids. Gene Ontology annotation, molecular function: cysteine-type deubiquitinase activity. Gene Ontology annotation, cellular component: cytoplasm. NCBI's taxonomy places the organism in Eukaryota, Fungi, Ascomycota, Sordariomycetes, Cephalothecales, Cephalothecaceae.
AUGAGUGGCGGAUGGAACACCAUCGAAUCCGAUGCUGGCGUCUUCACCUACCUGCUCGAUAACCUCGGCGUCAAAGAUGUCCAGUUCGAAGAGCUCCUUUCCCUCGACGCCUCCUCGCUAGCCGAGCUAUACCCCGUCUAUGGCGUCAUCUUCCUCUUCAAAUACCCGACGGACACGCCAUACCGGGCCACCGACAAGCCGCUCGACGGCACGUUCGACCACGAGGCAUCAGAGAAUCUCUUCUUUGCGGCGCAGACCAUCCAGAAUGCCUGCGGCACGCAGGCGCUGCUGAGCGUGCUGCUCAACAAGACGGACCCGUCGGCGGGCGAGGCCGGAUUCGUAGACGUGGGUGCGAUGCUAGGAGAGUUCCGCGAAUUCACGAUGGCGCUGCCGCCCGAGUUCCGGGGCGAGGCGCUCAGCAACUCUGAGCAGAUCCGAGAUGUGCACAACAGCUUCGCGCGCAGCAGCCCGUUCGUGGACGAGACGCAGCGGCAGGCGGACGAGGGCGAGGACGCGUUCCACUUCAUCGCCUACACGCCGGUCAACGGGGUGCUGUACGAGCUGGACGGCCUCCAGCCGGCGCCCAUCAGCCACGGGGCGUGCGGGCAGGGCGAGUUCCCGGAAAAGGUCAUGGAGGUGCUGCAGCGGCGGGUCGCGAGGUACGACGCCGCCGAGAUCAGGUUCAACCUGCUCGCCAUGGUGAGGGACCUGCGGGCGCGGGCGCGCGAGCUCGGCGACAUGGACCUGCUGGCCAGGGAGGAGAGGAAGCGCAACGACUGGCGGUUCGAAAACGCGCUGCGGAGGCACAACUUUGUCGGCUUCGCAGGAGAGGUUCUCAAGGGCGCCGUGGGCAUGAAGCUGGGGGAGGGCGAGGGCGCGUACGACAAAUGGGUCGUCCAGGCCAAGGACAAGCUGAAGAAGAGGAUAGAGGAGCGCAAAAAGGGCGGCGGCGGUGGAGGUGACGAUGUCGAGAUGCAGGGGUGA